CUUCACUAAAAUUGGACAAGUUAAUGUCACUCGAUCUGUUAAUUUAAUGUUUGUGUGGAUUUAUUUGUUUAAACAAACAAGAGUGAUGAUAAUAUCUUAGUCAGGAAAUGUUAAAAAGUGAGAAUCAUAAAACUGGAACAUCUCUUCUGGCCUUUUGCAUCAGAACAGAAAAGACAAAUGGAAAACAAGACAAUUUAAUUAAACAUAUUUAUCAGAAAAUCUGUAUUUAAAAAAAGAAUACAUUGACGGUUUCUGUGGUUCCUGUUUUUAGAGGAACUUUCUGGUGAAUUGUUGAGACGCUGCUAUAAAAGCGUCUGCAGCUUCUCCAGUUCUGCAGGUUUCAGAGAUGGCAGUGAAUCUCGGUUCUGGAGGUUAUGAUAAUCCCGUCUUCAAAGCCCGAAAAGUGACAGAAGUGAAAGUUUCUUCAGGCGACAUUUAUGAAAACCUUCGGAGAGCUGGAAACUGUGAACAGCAGAAACCAAAAUCAAACUCUGACGUGACGCCCAAAGAAGCUGCUGCUAUGAUGCCGAACGUUAAAGUCCAUCUGGUUCUGGUUUCGGUGGGGAUCCUGUCCGUCCUGCUGCUGGUCAGCAUCGGGUUCUUCUCCUGGGCCGGUUGGAAAAUGAACCAACUUGAUGAAGCCUUCAAAAAACAUUCAGCAGAGAUAAAGGAUCUGGGGGAAAAAUCACAGAAUGAAACUGAGAAACUGAACCAGAAAAUCCAGUUGAUCCAGAAAUUCAACACCUUUCUGGUAAAUGGACAAUGCGACAGCAGUGAGUGUUUGCUGUGUCAGACGGGUUGGAUCUUCUUCAAUGAAUCAUGUUACUUUUUUAGUAAAAUUUCUCUGACUUGGGAUCAAAGUCGUCGGUUCUGUCAGGAUAAAUCUGCUGAUCUGAUUGUUAUUAAUAAUCUGCAGGAACAGAAAUUCAUUUAUGACAACUUGAAUUCAAACUGCUGGUUGGGGCUGUAUAAAAGUGGGAGCGACUGGUAUUGGGUUGAUAAUCGUAUCAACACACUAAAGUUCUGGAGGUUGUCUGACCCACAGUCUUCUCAUUCAUAUGCACUCAUAUAUCGAACGGGGAAUCCCACAGGUAGUUGGGCCUCAGCACCAAAUACAUACUCCUACUCCCCCCUCUGUGAGCAGAAAGCCUUCAAAGUGUCUCUAAAUUAA
This is a messenger RNA of Xiphophorus hellerii (green swordtail), 1171 nucleotides long. RefSeq names its product C-type lectin domain family 1 member B-like. NCBI's taxonomy places the organism in Eukaryota, Metazoa, Chordata, Actinopteri, Cyprinodontiformes, Poeciliidae. The record is from RefSeq and is a predicted model, not a curated record. The transcript is spliced from 9 exons. Bases 347 to 1171 code for a protein of 274 amino acids.